GAGAUGGAGAGCACACACAGAAAGCUUUUUUGCAGCCCAACUAAGCCAGUGUGGAGAGGAACAGGAAGGGCUGACUGGUCCCAGUGAGAGCAGAUAGGCAGGACGUUGAUCCUCACAGUCUUCGUCAGCAUUUAGGAACAUCACAUUGAGGAAGACAGGGAACUGGAUUGUCUGUGCACUGGACAGGACAUUCAACAAGGGCAUUAAUUGCUACCAGUUUAUUUUCAGAAACUGCCAGAAAUUCUGAAUUCUGUGUUUGAAAGGCUUUAGUCAAUUCUCGAUAUGGAUCCGGGUUAAAACUGGAUUGUGGAUUCAUAUGUGGAUUAGAAUGCUGAUGUGGAGCACCUGAGCUUUGGGACGUAGUGUUCUAUAGCAGGACCACAUGGAAAUGUUUGGUUUCUCUAAGAUGCCAAAGCUGUCUGGCCAUAAGAACAAAAUGUCAGGCUGGCCACCCCCUGGCCCAGGCUCCUGGGGAGGACUGCAAGGGCCUUCAUACAGCUGGGACAGCAUGAACAGCAGCAGGGAUGGACAGGACUGCCUCAUCAAUCAAGUGUCCCAGAGCAGCUCCCUGGAGGAGGUUCACCUGGAUGGCGUCCCCCCCGCCCCUCGUCUGGUGGAGAUGAGAAGGGACCCUGUUCUGGGCUUCGGCUUUGUGGCAGGAAGUGAGAAACCGGUGGUGGUCCGCUCUGUUACGUCAGGUGGUCCAUCAGAGGGGAAGCUGCUGCCAGGCGAUGAGAUCAUUAUGAUCAACAAUGAACCCGUCAGCUCUGCUCCCAGAGAAAGAGUCAUCGACCUUGUCAGGAGCUGCAAAGAAUCCAUUAUGUUGACUGUUGUCCAACCGUAUCCUUCCCCUAAAUCAGCGUUCAUCAGUGCAGCCAAAAAAGCCAUGCUCAAGUCCAAUCCGGUCAAAGUGCGCUUUGCAGAGGAGGUCAUUAUAAACGGCCAGGUUCCAAAUCCGGUGAAGGACAAUUCUCUUCUGUUCAUGCCAAAUGUCCUGAAGGUCUACCUGGAGAAUGGGCAGACAAAGUCAUUUCGCUUCGAUAGCAGUACCUCUGUUAAGAAUGUGAUCCUGACUCUGCAAGAGAAACUGUCGAUCAGAUGCAUCGAGCACUUCUCCCUCGUGCUGGAGCAGAGGUCAGAAGGCUCUGAAAGCAAACUGCUUCUCCUACAUGAACAGGAGAUGCUUACUCAGGUGACCCAGAGGCCCAGCUCUGGCAAGAUGAAGUGUUUCUUUAGACUGAGCUUCGUGCCCCGGGACCCUGUGGAGCUGCUUCGGAGAGACGCUGUGGCAUUUGAAUACCUCUAUGUACAGAGUUGCAACGAUGUGGUCCUGGAACGGUUUGGCCUGGAGCUGAAGUACGAUGCUGUGCUGCGACUGGCGGCUCUGCAGAUGUAUAUCCUCACCAUGACAACCAGACAGAGCCAGAAGGUCUCUCUCAAAUACAUCCAAAAGGAGUGGGGUCUGUCGCUAUUCCUGCCUCCCGCCGUGUUGUCCAGCAUGAAGGAGAGAAACAUCAAAAAGGCUCUGACGCACAUCCUCAAAACCAAUCAGAACCUUGUGCCUCCAGGGAAAAAACUGACUGCUUUGCAGGCCAAGGUGCAUUACCUGAGGUACCUCAGCGAACUCAGACUCUAUGGAGGGAGGGAGUUCAAAUCAAUACUUUUGCAAGGGGGGAAACAGACAGAAGUGACACUGUUAGUGGGUCCACGUUACGGCAUCAGUCAUGUCAUCAACACCCGCACCAACUUAGUGGCCCUAUUGGCCGACUUCAGUCAUGUCAACCGCAUCGAGAUCCUGACUGAGGAUGAGACCAACGUCCGACUGGAGCUGCAUGUUCUGGACGUCAGGCCCAUCACGCUGAUCAUGGAGUCGAGUGAUGCUAUGAACCUGGCCUGUCUUACAGCAGGCUACUAUCGCCUCCUAGUGGACUCGAGGAGAUCUAUUUUCAGCAUGGCUCACUGCAGUAGUGCUGGAGGGGAUGACAGCGGCCAGGAUCACGUCCUAGAGUGGCCAUACGGCACAUCUUUGGGGGACAAUGAGGAGCCAUCACCCAGCCAAGGAGACGUCAACAACAGGGACUCUGAGUAUUCAGACAAUGGACAGAGGGAAAACAGCAUCUCUCCUUACUUCCAUGAACCUCAAAACCCUGAGAGAUAUCUUGGGUCAGGGCAAAGUCCGAUGCCUCCCCCUCUUCCCCCUGCCACCAGACACGAAACUGAAGAUUCUCCUCGGAGCGCCAAAGUGUCAUUUAUUUUUGGAGGGGACCCGCCCUUAAACAAGCCCAGGAAACUAGGCUAUGAAAGGCUAGUGGAGAGCCCGGAGUUACCUGAGCAUGGCCCGCCCUACUUGCACAACACAGAGGUUCAGUCACAGAACAGAGUGCCAUUUCAGUUUAGUGGUCUGACACACGUCUAUAGUAACAUUGUCAGUGUAGCAGGUGGUGAGGAGCCACUGCUAAGGGAUCUGCUUUAUCGUGACACAAUGGAUGAUGCAGAGGAUGACGACGAUGCUUCCUGCGAAGAAGACUCCACUGGGGGAACACCAGUGGGUGACAACAGAGUAGGUGGAGAUGAAAACUGUGGUAACCCAGGUGGUGGGUUAGCCACAGCAGCUGGAAAAGGUACCUUCCUCACGCUUUCUGGUUCUACCGAUGACAUCAUCGACCUGACAUCACUUCCUCCUCCUGAGGGAGACGACGGCGUUGACGAUGAUGAAGACGACUCAUUGCUGCAGACACUCAACCUUGCAAUUGCAGCUCCACCACCAGGCUUUCGGGACAGUUCAGACGAGGACACAGCUCCAGAGGGAAAGCCAUUAACCACAUGUGACAGUGAAGAUAUUCCAGUGUCAUUAAUUGAUGCCAUUCAGACACAUGGGGAGGGGGAAGGGAGCAGGGGCGGGGGAAGGCUGGAGAAUGCAGUCGUAAAUACUCUACAGGCACUGGAGGCUCUGUCUGUCUCUGAACGGAGGCCUACUGUGCCACCACCCAAAAGUAACAAUCCAGGUGUUUACACAUCUCAAGGCUUUAGCCCAGAGUCAUCCUCAGAUUCUGGCAAUGAGACCAACUCUUCAGAGAUGACUGAAAUAUGUGAAUUGGCCGCUACUCACAGGCACAGCGAGAGCCACGUGCAUCUUCUGGUGGCCACAAGGGAAGGAUACCAACCUUUACUUGAGGAAAAAACAGAAUUCCCCGUCUCACCCAGUACAGGGGGAACGAUACCGAAGAAAACCCGUAGUCCAACAAGGCACCUUCAGCCUCCAGCAGUUCCUCCAAGACAGAGCCCCCAGUUGGACAAGGCAUCUUCAGGGCCAGAUGGCUUGGAGGGGAGGUCCCAGAUUAACCCUUCAUCCACUCUGCAGCGCCCAAGUUCCACCACACCUGGAGGCAAACAUCACAAAAAGUCUGCAGACUCCAGUGGGAAGUAUAACACUUUCAGCACAAGGGAAGGGCAUCGAAAUGAGAGUGGUGGCGCAGCCAUAUUGACUGGGACCAGCGCACUUCAUUCUGUGAGCGAGGGGAAAGUCAACAACGACAGAAUUCUUUUUUGCCAAAACUAUGUAGCUGAAGACCUGGGAGUGAACAGCCUCCCCCGUGACCAUCACAGAAUUCCCUGCCCUCCUUCCUCUGCCUCUAAUCGCCUGUUAGAUGUUGCCAACUUGGACGACUGUGGUACAGAUAAUGGCACUGUGGCUGUGGAGCAAGAUGAACAUCUAGUUGUAGCAUCAUUACUGGCCCCAACCGAAAAGUCCAGAUCAGGAGGAUCUGACCAGGGAUCAGACAUACAAAGUGACCAUCAUCCACUUUCGAGACAGCAGAGUGUUGCACGGUUGUGUGAGUACCAUCUAUCGAAAAGGAUUUCAAGCUUGCAAGGAGAAGCCCACAGUUCACUACAGGGUUCUCUGUGCUCAUCACUGGAUGCAGGGGGGAGCAUGAACAGUAGUGCCUGUGCCACUCCAACCGACUCACCACUGGGCCCUGGUGCAGUUGAAUCAAAACACCACCAUUUGCAAAGGCACCCACUCUCUAGGUCCACCUCUUCAUUACUCAGGGUGCUAAAUUAUGAAGAUAACAAACCUGGACUCUCUCAUGGCAUCCCUGGCCAGAAUGCUCAGGGAAAAGAUCUCCACCCUCAUGCAGACCCUGCCCUCCAUCAGAAAAUGUUGCCCAACAUUCACCCUCCUGAUGCUGGAGCUGAAACAGGUCGUCCCUCCUCAGCCACACUGUUUAAGCAUAAAGAAACUACAGGUAAUAGAAGCAAGAGGCCCCACAAUGACCUGCAUGCUAAACAACAGGCCUGUUUUAAGGGGCUGAACCCAAAGGAAGGCGGUGAGGCCUACAGGCAACUGAUUAACUAUCUAACAGUCAGCCAGAUGCAUCAGGGAGGGAAGCUGCACAGUGCAGGAAUGGGAGGGGCAGUGAAAAAGGACACCAGGCGUUUUAUCACUAGCAACCCUCAGCUUAUUGAAAUGGUUAAGAAUAGGGGGAACACCACUGCUCGUUGCCCAUGUAUGCCUUCUUCCAUAUCAUCCCCCUUCCUGAGCCCACAUUUAGUCAACCCUAAUGCGACUAACAUGCAGCUGGCAAAUAAAAAUCUACAGUCAUAUCAUUCAGCCACACUUCCUGCCAAACUCAAGGGAAGUCCUGACAUGCAUGCUCAGGCACUGAAUGAUUUUAGGCCAGCUACUGCUGAGAGGAGAAGCUCUUUUUCUGGCUUGGAAAGUGAACUAGAGAGGAGUGGCAUGGACCCAGAGCAGUUCCUGUUACUGUAUAAGAGAGAGGGCUGUGUCAGCCGUGAUGGAGGAGCCGUCACAUGUGGAAACCGUGAGGGUGGGGGAACCAUUAACCAUCUCCCACCUCGAUCAAGAAGCCAACCUAGUGGCAGCACUGAGGACUGGUUCAAAUCAGACCCAAGGGCAAAGCAUGCAGUUCGCCAGUCUUCUCAUUCUCAUCCUAAUGAUUCUCUUUUUUUCUCUGCUGCCCCCAGUGUAAGUGGUCAACGGGCAGACCUCAACACCAUGUCAUUGGGGAGAGGAGAUCACUCAUCAGCUUUUAUCAGACAGGCAUUUACUGGCAGAACUUGCAUUGCAUCUCCAACUUCCAUCCCACAGCCUGCCCCUCCUCCCCCACCUCCUCCUCCUGUGCCAGCCAACACUAGCUCCAGCAACUCAGGGUAUACACAGGAUUCCAUCCAUUCCAUCCAGUCUCAGCAGAAUCAGAACCACAUUCAGGCUGUUACACCGACCCUGCCACAGACCGAUCCUUUCAGUAAUAACCUGCAAAGAGGCCGGGAGCUGAAACGCAGCUCCAGCAACAUGACUGCUACUUCUGGUAGUGUGGAGGUUCUGUUUGAAAAACCCACCCGAAGCCGAAGCCAGCAGCCCUUGUCCCCAUCUGUGACCCUGCAAGGUGAGACCAAAGCACAGCGGCGUCCAACAAGAAAGCAUCUCUCCAAGAGCUACUCACAAGGCUCCGUAUAUCCCCAAACCACAUGCUGGUCUAUGGGCAGCACGCUAGACAGUAGAAGGGCAUCUGUGGUAUUUCCAUUGCAGAAAGACACUAAACACCUGAAGGGCUCUCAAAAACUGGACACCAGUCCCUGGAGAUGCAAUGGGCCUUUCAGUUACUGUUUCUUUAAACGCAAGAUUGAAGGUGAAGAGGAUGAGAUUGAGUGGGAGAGGCCCAGAAGAAGCCAUGGUGGGAACAAGGUUGAUGAUGAUGGUGCUGCUGCAUCAGCCAUAUUUCCCUGUGGCUUGGCAAUGGAUGCAGCUGGGGAACAGCUGUAUGGGGAAGUCCUCAACAACAUGAGCUUCAGUGACCGUCUCGCACGAAUCAACACACUCAAGGAUCGCAUGUAUUGCCUCCCUUCUGGCUUUACUGAUGUCCGCCGUGAUGCCAGUGAGCUCAUUGCACUGGUGAGAUCCAGCAUAGGGCGCUGCGAUCGUGGAGUCCAGAUGCCAAUCCAGGAUGUAUCACAGUAUAAACAGCUCCUAUCUGUUGAGUCGAAAGAAUUAGGUCGGGCAUGUCGGAGGAUGGCACAGGCCCACAGUAGUCCUGAAGAGAUGUUGCUAGCUGUAACUUGUAGCUUCCAGGUGCUCUGCUGUCUCUGUGAAGCUUGUAUGUGUCUGGUUAGGGGGCUCGGGACAUCAGCUUCACACCAGCAGAGAGAGGUUGUGGCAAAGGUUGAUGAGGUUGUUAUGAACUAUAUCUGUUUGCUCAAAGCGGCUGAGGCUGCCACCGUAGGAGCACCAGGGGAGCACAGUGUGAAAGCCCUUGUCCGCCAUUCCAGUACCAUGUCGGCCAUUGCUAACGCACUCACCCGCUCCCUUAAAACACUGCUUAGCAAGUAGAGGCUACUUCUUAUGCUUUAUAGUGUGGUCUAUGCCAGCGGUCCCCAACCUUUUUUGUACCACGGACCGGUUUCAUGCAUGAAAAUGUUUCCACGGACCGGGUAGAGGCACGGGGGUUCCAAUAACAAAAACCUUUGUCAAUUCAUGUAAUCUGAAUGCAGCAAUUACACUUUAUAUUAG
Messenger RNA from Monopterus albus (swamp eel), 6529 nucleotides. Its product is annotated as FERM and PDZ domain-containing protein 4-like. Gene Ontology annotation, molecular function: protein binding. Gene Ontology annotation, cellular component: cytoskeleton. Gene Ontology annotation, biological process: signal transduction. NCBI's taxonomy places the organism in Eukaryota, Metazoa, Chordata, Actinopteri, Synbranchiformes, Synbranchidae. The record is from RefSeq and is a predicted model, not a curated record.